Stylophora pistillata is the source of this 4016-nucleotide messenger RNA. RefSeq names its product GATA-binding factor 2. Gene Ontology annotation, molecular function: zinc ion binding; DNA-binding transcription factor activity, RNA polymerase II-specific; RNA polymerase II cis-regulatory region sequence-specific DNA binding. Gene Ontology annotation, cellular component: nucleus. The record is from RefSeq and is a predicted model, not a curated record. NCBI's taxonomy places the organism in Eukaryota, Metazoa, Cnidaria, Anthozoa, Scleractinia, Pocilloporidae. Gene Ontology annotation, biological process: cell fate commitment; negative regulation of transcription by RNA polymerase II; positive regulation of transcription by RNA polymerase II.
GUAGUUUGUUGUUUUAGUGUAAUGACACCAAAUUGCGAGGAAUUUUUGCCGACUGUCCUAAUGAAUCGCAUGGGGAAGGAAAGCAGGAUAUGUUUACGAUUUGAAAGGACUUGCGUUGUGGGCAGAACUAAGGAAAUACGUAUUUAACAGGCCUCUUCCUCUAAACGGCUAGGCGAUGUUGCAGUUUAAAAGCUGAUACGAAAUACGAAACAUUCAACUUCGACAACAAAUGAGUACGGUAUACACUGUUGUUUAAAGGAGGAAGGAGUAACUCUAAUGAGGUGGAUUAUUUCCAUCCUACAAACAGAGAUAACCUUAACACAUUUUAAAUUCAGUAAUUUAUGAAAGCUAAGAGUUAUUGUAAGUAGAUGAUCACAUCUUCUCAGUUGAAUUCUAGAUUUCGAUGUUCAUCUCGUCGAACGCUAGCUAGAUUCUUGAUGAAGACGUGAAGAUAUUGCGAUGGUACAAGCUUACUCGCUUCUCUCUAGCUUUCAACUAUGAUCCCAGGUUAUGCAGAAAAAAAGGCUGAAAUCUGCCCUGCGUGCGGUUUCUCAAUUCAUCAUCUGCGUAAUCUUUCAAGGCCUGAAAUCAUUGUAAACGAACUAAAGGAAACUUUGUGUGGUGGAAAAAGACACAUCAGUUAGGCAUACGCGAAGCAAAAGGUUUAACUGUCGCGCGUAAAGUUCCCAUUUACACAAUUUUUUGCAACUUAAGAAAACCAGAGCAACAUAUCCCGUUUUAGGUUUUUCGUGUUGGACAUUUAGAACUUUCUAGAAAACAAUAAACCCCGCCUUCUGCGGGAUGUGUAGCAACCGAUUCACAAAAUAAUCUAAUGGCGUCAAAAGUCUUGGUAGACGAGGCAGAAAUUCAAACAAUUUCUAAUAUACAACAUAUCAAUGUCAAAACCAAGGGAUCCCGUUACAAGCGCAGCUUUUGUUGAAAACGAAGUAAGCCGGCAGCGAAAUUGUAGCGCAGAUCAGUCUUUUAAUACGUUCAGUUUUGGUAGUGCGGUACUGCAGAUGUUCCAAGUAUGGCCGCCUUGGUUUUUUGCUCAGUCAAAAUACGGUGUUUACAAAUUCCGCACACGCUCAUUAAUUUGUUAUUAUUCAGUCUUUUAUUGAGGGAUUUUUUUCUCGCUUUAAGCCACCAUAGGUGGGCGAAUUUGUAUACGGAAACAAGAUUUGUGGCUCCGAACAAGCCAGAUGGGUUCAAAGAAUUUGGCCAAAAAGUGACAAUGUAUUUCUAAUUAGUUAUAGCAUCAGUUACUCUCAACAGAAAUGAAUGAAGGCGGCCUUUUCUGUUGUCAUACUUUAGUUUCCUAGCUGUCUCGUAAGAGAUAAAUCACUACAUGUCUCAAGAAAUUAUUGAAGUGACAACCUUCUAUGUCUUUCAAUCUAUCCCCGUGUUAAAAAUGUCUUGUUUGCGGCUUUGUAUCUCGAUUAUUACAGAAAACACUGUUCUUCUGUUUCGUAAUUAAAUUUCAACAGCGCUUUUCGAUCAAAAUUUUUACCACGGUUAAAAUAUUUCGGUUUCAUAGAGGUGAUCCCAUUGAUGGGAAUUUUACUCUUCUCGAGAGGGAAGCAGGAAGGAUCGAUUAAAAAAAAAAAGAAAAUAACGAGAUAAAACGUACGUCAUUUCCCAGGGAUCAAUAUCCAGAGAGAAACCGUCAGUCUGUCAACUCCUUCUAAACCAAAAAUUAAGAGGCCUUCGUUUUUUUGUCAUUUGACGUUAAAUUUUGGGUUUCCUCUUCUUGCGUGUCUCACUUACCUACCCUCGAGUACUGUCAACGUCAACAAUUUUCAAUUUCCGUUCGUAAUCGGGUCACACCUGAGCAUGUAACGCUCCUUUUAAAAUUUAAGUGUGAAAUUUAUCGCUUGUUUCACUGCGGCUAUCAGGUCCCCCGCUCCAAUGCACGGGCGGGUAAGGAGCUAGUAGACACUGGGUGUACAACGCUAGCUCAUUGUUGCCCUGCUUAAAGAAUGGAUUCAAUCAAAAUAGCGUACCCAGCGCAAUACACAAUUUCGGCGCCAACACUUCGCGCGGAUAUGAACACCACAAAUCCGUCACACUUGAGUAACCUCUGUCAUCUUGUGAGGUAUUCGUUCUAAAUGCAGUGACUCGCUCGGACGAACUUAACACAUUGCAGCUAAAAAGUAGUUGGAUUUUGCACAAAUCUCAGCUACAUCUUGCGUGCUUAGAAGUCGGUAAAGCAAAGCAUGUGUAAGUUAGACAAAGCAGUGAAUUAGACCGGUUCGCUUGGCGCCCCAUUGGCGCCGCAGCUCAGAAGUCAUAUAAAUAGCAUGUAACACUAGCUCGGUCUUUCAAAGUGUACUUUCUCUGGGAGAAAAAGUCAUCGCUCGUAGGAGCUCGUUGAACAAAUAAAUCUCCGACGAGGUUUCUCGCGAGUUGGCACUUUGAAGAUGGAAGCUGUGACUCCUGAACAUAGAUGGAUUCAUCCUUCAGUCAGUCAGCAACACGAGAGCGCUCAUGCAAGCGAGAGAAUGCAGCCGUCUGCCUCGAACUGCGCCGCAAACAACAUGAAUUUGGUUGAGACGAACCAACUUCUUCCACCAGACGAGGUGGACGUUUUCUUUCACCACCUCGACAGUUCGGGAAACGCAACAAAUUGGUCAUACACUCCUGGCGGCCGAGCUUACCGCCCGUCAAUGUGCCAAAUGGCUGCGCACGGUGCAACAGCUUUUCAAGAUCCUCAAAGCCAAUCUGGGCCUCAAGGAAGCUGUAGCCGGGUGUUCUUGCCUACAGCACGCGUUCCUCCCGGUCAGGUUUGUCGUCCUCAUUUCCACACGCCGAUCCAGUGGAUCGAGAGCAAGCCAGCUCCUGGUUUGAUGUCGCACGGGUGUUCCACAGCAACUCCACCGUCAGUGUGGUGUCCUUCCUUCCAGCAGGGACAUCGACCGAGUCCUGUGCCUGUUUCUAUGCCACCUUCGGCGGUUUCAGGCUCCAUGUCGUUGUCUCACAGCUCCGCGCACUUGUUCCCUUUCCCUCCUACUCCGCCAAAGGAAAGCUCUGGCGAGAGCGGAGUCAUUGGUAGUGAAAUUUUCAGCUACGGUAGUGAAGAGAAGACGCGUUUGAAAGCCGGAAUGCCGCUUGUAUCCCCAAGACCUGACACAACACCCUUUGCGGGUUAUCCUUCGCAAGCUCUACCACAUUACGUUGGCUCAGAGCUAAAUAUGUCUUCUUUCGGUCCACUGCCUGGUUUGCCCGGGCUAAUGGCGAAUAGAAACUUUCCUAGAACGAGAACCAAGAGCCGAUCGAAUUCAGCCGAUGGGCGCGAGUGUGUCAACUGUGGAGCUACUUCGACUCCUUUAUGGCGGAGAGAUGGUGGCGGUCAUUACUUGUGCAACGCCUGUGGUUUGUACCAUAAAAUGAACGGAGCCAGCCGGCCGCUUAUUAAACCUAAACGAAGAUUGUCGGCAGCCCGCAGAGCUGGAACAUCGUGUGCUAAUUGUCAUACCACUCAAACGACAUUGUGGCGACGAAACCAGAAUGGAGACCCAGUCUGCAACGCUUGUGGACUUUACUGGAAAUUACACGCGGUCAACCGCCCGCUCUCGAUGAAGAAGGACGGUAUUCAAACAAGGAAUAGAAAAGUUUCUUCCAAGAACAAGAACAAGUCCAAGGGAGUGAAACAAGAACAGAAACACGGCAGUGAAGAAAAGCUUAUGGGUCAUGGCAGAGACUCCAUGCCAAGUAUAAGUCAAGGGAGCUCAGCUUCUUCCAUGAUAAGUCCUGUUUUAAGUCCUACAAUUCACACACCGACGGCGUUUUCGAGACCAUCAAUGACAGGAAUUCCAACGCUUCAUCCAGGUCUUUAUGGACCGCUUAUUCCUACUGCUACCACCAAUCCGUCAAGUUAUUUAUCAGCUCCUUCAUCUGUAUCGAUUAACGCUUCGUAAGAAACUACGGAAAGACAGCUUCUUUAAAGGAACAUUAAAACGUUUAAAAGCGAGAAUCGCAUCUGGAACUGACUAGUAAGCUCGCUUCAAAAAAAAAAA